AUGCAUCGAUGGCAGCGCGUGAGGGAGGACGCCUACAAGGAGCUGGUCAUGCAGCAGAGCAAGCACGUCACUCAGAGCUCCUGGACAAAAGUCCUGGAUGAAUUGCAGAGCUGGGUCGUGAGAGAAGGACAAGCCAUUCUUGAAUUGUAUGAUGCGGUCGUGAAUCGUGUCGUGAUUCCAUUGGACUUCCUGCUUUUGGCGGACGAAUUCCCUUAUCUUUCUGAAUAUUUCCUCAAGGACUAUGCGGGAUUCCAGAAAUCUCUCCUCGCUGCAUGCAAAAUUUUCAUCACAGCUUGCACAGAUGUUGGCAAGGUCGAUGUCGAAUGUUUGAGGUGUGAUAUUCGUCUGUUUUACCAUUUUGCUGUUGCCACGGAUUUUAGAAUCACUUUUUUUGCAGGUUAUGGGUCCGACCUUCUUGCAUUCCUUGUCUCCCUUGGCUCGAUAUGA
Molecule: messenger RNA, 447 nt
Organism: Guillardia theta CCMP2712
Lineage: Eukaryota; Cryptophyceae; Pyrenomonadales; Geminigeraceae
Exons: 1
Coding region: 1-447 (148 amino acids)
Source: RefSeq, a predicted model, not a curated record